Molecule: messenger RNA, 594 nt
Organism: Notothenia coriiceps (black rockcod)
Lineage: Eukaryota; Metazoa; Chordata; Actinopteri; Perciformes; Nototheniidae
Gene: rpl22l1
Product: ribosomal protein L22-like 1
Exons: 4
Coding region: 194-559 (121 amino acids)
Biological process (GO): cytoplasmic translation
Cellular component (GO): ribosome
Molecular function (GO): RNA binding; structural constituent of ribosome
Source: RefSeq, a predicted model, not a curated record
UGGGGUUACCAUACUUGGUAAGGGCGUUCCUCGCUACGCUAUCUACGUAACCCUUACGUCACGUCCGGUUCCUUCUUUUUCAUCCUGUCUCUCAACAUGGCGCCGCUCAAACAGAAGAGACCUACUGCUGGCAGGAAGACCAAAAAGGGAGCUUCAUGGAAGUUCACCUUGGACCUGACCCACCCUGUGGAGGAUGGGAUCCUGGACUCUGCAAACUUUGGCUGCCUUCCCUAGCGCCGCAUAUACUAGGGUUCUCUUCCCUAGUGCGUCAAUGUGUUCUAUCCAACAGGAAAUCUUCCUUAAAGAGAGGAUAAAGGUCAAUGGAAAGACGGGGAACCUGGGCAACACAGUGCAGGUCGGCCGCAUGAAGAACAAGAUCAACGUCACGUCCGAGAAGCAGUUCUCCAAAAGGUAUCUUAAGUACCUGACAAAGAAGUACCUGAAGAAGAACAACCUCCGUGAUUGGCUGAGAGUCGUGGCCUCCGAUAAAGAGACAUACGAACUGCGCUACUUCCAGAUCAGUCAGGACGACGAGGAGGAGUCAGAGGCAGACGAGUAAAUGAUUCUGUCAGGAGAAUAAACGAGGAAAAAUAA